GAAACACAUCGAUUAAAUAACCUGAUAUGCUGUAUGAUGGAUGGUUUUACUAUGUGGUAGAGCAUGAAAAUAAUGUACUGCAGGAAAAAGUGAGGACCUUGCACAUGGAGGAACAGGCCUGUUGUAAACUACAGCAAAGGGUCCAGCAGUUAGAGAGUCAAAUCUCUGAAACUCAACUCCGUCUUGACAAAGAGAAUGCCAAGUACCACAGCGCUUGUCGACAGCAAGAGUCAAUGCAGGCAAAGCAGAAGUCUUUGUUAGAGAGAGUUGACGCUCUUGACGAAGAGUGUGAAGAGCUGCAGAGGCAGUUGGGAGACAGGGAGGAGAGACAGAUCGACACUCACAAUCACCUGCAACAGAUGUCACAGGAGAAGGAGCUAGUGCAGGCUCAGCUCGCUCAGCAGCAGGACGUGUGUUUGGUGCUCCAAAAAGAGAAGCUGACACUGGAAACACACGUAGGCGAGCUUAAGAACAGUGUGGCUGAGCUGAAGGAAUACACACAAGCUUUAAGGGAGAGGGAGAGGCUGCUGGUGGCUUUCCCAGAGCUCAGCCCUCUGGCUCAGGCCCGACCCCAGAGUACAGGAAAUUUGCUUUUGGAUAUGGAGCAACAAUUGCAGGCAAAUAGCAUUCGUAUAAACAUUCUGGAGCAGGAAAACACUACACUAUACAGCAGCCUUGUGAAACUGAGGGAAAGAGCACAAAAUAAUGCUCCCAGGGAAGCCGCACCUCAGCAGACAUGGAGCCUCUCUCUGCCCAGCACACCAGUAGAGAAGCAACCAAAUCACUUGACACAAAUGCAAAAGAGUCCAUUGCAGAGCAGCAGUGUAACAGGGUUGGGAUACGGUAACAAAGGGAGGGAAGCAAGACGAGGGGAAAGUGGUCUGGAGUCAGCCAUGUCAGACGAUCAUGUGUCCACUGCCCCCACCUCCCCCCCGUCUCUGCUACUUCACCUUCAAACCCUCCACCUCAACAUGGAUUCCACUGUUGCUAAAAGCCAGAAAACAGCACACGGUGGUUCUCUCCUCUCUCACUCCAGAAGCUCGAACCAGAAGAAAAAUAUGAAACCCUGAAUGUGUAAAUGCAAUGAAACAGAACUCCCAGUUGGAGAGAGAAAGUUCACAGCGUCGUAUAGGGAUUUCUGGCAACAUCAACAAGGCUCAUAAAAGGCACAUUCCCUAUAAUAUGUCACGAUAUCUCGUUGCACAUUAUACCACACUAACACUAACGCUUUUGUAUUGUUACAUUCUCAUUGUGUUCACUUGUGACAGUGGACUGUUACUACAUUUUUUCAUUAUGCUGUUGAAUUUAUAUAC
Molecule: messenger RNA, 1313 nt
Organism: Etheostoma cragini (Arkansas darter)
Lineage: Eukaryota; Metazoa; Chordata; Actinopteri; Perciformes; Percidae
Product: coiled-coil domain-containing protein 157-like
Exons: 6
Coding region: 27-1070 (347 amino acids)
Source: RefSeq, a predicted model, not a curated record